GUCCCGGUGCAUAUAGUUGGGGAACCGGGCCAUGGAAAGAGUGGACACAAAUGGAUAAGAUCUCCAGGGCUGGAACUGUUCAAAUGCAGAGUCCUCACCACCAUUCACCAAUGCGAAAAUAUGGUGUCGAUCCUGGCCUUCCAUAUCGCCUUUCCGAGGAUAACGAUGCUUUACUGCAGCCUGGACAUGUGAACUUGUUGGUUGGUUCCUGGCGGUCGAGAUUUGGGUUGCAAGAAAUGUCGGUCUUCAGCUCAUCCAUCAAUGGGCUGACUUUCAUCAAUUUCUUAUCCAGCGACUGGACAGACAAGAUGCUGACAACGGCGCUCCAUGUGACCUGCGGCAACGAGUGGUCAAUCGGCCCUUGUCUCGCACAUCUGGCAUACAGUCACGAAGUCAUUGUUGGGGCGAUCGACGCAUCAGGGUCCGCAAUGGCCAAUACGUGGGACGAUAAUAUCGGUUCAGUGCGACGGCCGCAUUUAGUCGAUGCCAUGACUGGUGUGCUUGUUUCCCAUCGUGCUUGCAGCGUUUGGGGCACGACUCGAGUGCAUCUAUUAGUAACGUCAAGCGAUGCCACUGUCCAAACCUUUAUUCGAACCACGCAAGACGCAUUCCUCAUCAUCGCAAGGCUGCCGGAUUCUAUUGGAGUCAAGCAGGCUUUAUGCGGUUACAUGACAGAAGUGCAUCGAACUGUAGACGUGCACGUUGAUGAAAUGUCUUGGGAAGGAUGGAGCUCGCGGCCCCUUCCUUCGAGGACCUUCGGCUCUUGCGGAGACUUGGUGUGUGUACAAUACUCAUCAGGACGAAGAACGUUCGGAUCGUCCAAGGUGGGCGGUUUCGCGAAUGCGAUGGAAUCAAACCCAAGUCCAAUUCCGGCAGUCUUGUUGUAACAUCUCCAAGGUGCGGGCAUGCAAUGGGCUAAGGGUUGUACUAACCGCUCUGACCCCCUUGUGCAACAAAUUUCCACCAAAAUAGGAUAACGUGAAUGUACACCGAGCUGGCCAUGACACCGAGCUG
Messenger RNA from Pseudomassariella vexata, 1014 nucleotides. RefSeq lists its product as uncharacterized. NCBI's taxonomy places the organism in Eukaryota, Fungi, Ascomycota, Sordariomycetes, Amphisphaeriales, Pseudomassariaceae. The transcript has 4 exons. The record is from RefSeq and is a predicted model, not a curated record. The coding region runs from base 51 to 887 and encodes 278 amino acids.